AUGAAGGUCCUUUGGCAAAUCAGUACCCUUGUCGCGUUUGCUUCGGCACAGACGACAGGUGCUUUUGAACCUGCAAACUUUAACAUCACCAAAGCGCUGAUCGCCAAUGGUAUCGACGUGUCCGCCAUCCCUGAGCUUGCCAAGUUUUCAGAACGAUCAUUCAAUGGGUGCUCUGCUGCCUGUUCAUCCUUGGAGCGCAUCUAUGGCAGCGACAAGCUGCUUUUCGACAAUUCAUCUACAUACGAUGCAUUCACUGGUGCCUACUGGAGCGUCCAGCAGGGUGCUGUAAACCCGAGAUGUGUCUUCAAGCCAUCCAGCACUAUCGAAAUAUCUUCGUGGCUGUUGAUAUCCCGUUUGACACAAUGCCCAUUUGCUGUGAAAGGCGGUGGUCAUGCUGCUUUUGCUGGGGCAUCCAGCAUCGAGGGAGGCAUUACCGUUUCCAUGGAGCGCUUCAAUCACGUUGCUGUUUCAAAUGACAAGAAAUAUGCCAAUGUCGGUGCCGGAACUCGAUGGGUUGAUGUAUAUACAACGAUCGAAAAGUCUGGUGUCAGCGUCGUUGGAGGCAGGAUGGCUCCAGUCGGGGUGCCGGGUCUCAUACUUGGUGGUGGGAUCUCAUUCUUUUCCAACAAGCUAGGUUGGGCUUGUGACAACGUUGCAAGCUAUGAAGUCGUCACGGCAUCUGGCUUGGUUGUUACUGCCAGUCCUACCGAAUUUUCUGACUUAUACUGGGCUCUCCGUGGUGGCGGUGGCAGCAACUUUGGUGUAGUGACCAACUUCAAGCUCCACGCUUUCCCCCAAGGCAAUAUGUGGGGUGGCCAGCGCAUCUUUACAGAAAACAAUUUCAAGGCUGUUCUGGAUGCUGUUUUCAAUUUCGCUACCGUCGGAUCUUCGAAAGACACCGAUGCCGCUGAAAUCGUGUCUUUUGGUAGUAUUCCCAACGUUGGCAAGAUUGCUAUCGUGCAGACUCACUACGCCCUGCCAGUGGCCAAUGCCUCUGUAUUUGCUGAUAUCAACGCACUCACACCCAUAUCGGACAACACAGGUAUCGCAUCUCAUGGUGAAAUGACGAUAAAACUGAACGGAGGCUCCCUCAAUGACACACUCGGCUCUCUGCAAACAAAUUGGGAUGCUACCUUCAAGGUUGACCGUGACCUUUUCACCUUCCUGGUUGACACGUUCUUCUCGGAAAUAACCGGGAUUCAAAGCAUCCAGGGCAUUCUCCCAACCAUCUCUAUUCAACCAAUUACCGAAGGCCAACUGAAGGGCAUGCAGAAGAAUGGUGGAAACGCGCUCGGUCUCAGUCCCGCCAAGGGACCAAUCUUUCUCAUGAACCUAAGUGCAUCAUUUAAAGACCCCACAGGUCAAGCCGCCAUUCUGAAAUGCUACUCAGGCAUUAUCAACAAGGUCAAGGCUGAGGCACAGAGGAGAGGCGUAGACAACGACUACAUCUACAUGAAUUAUGCAUCCCAGUUCAUGGAUCCAAUCGCUAGUUACGGAGCUGACAAUGUCGCCAAGCUCAUCGCCGUUAGCAAGAAGUACGAUCCGGCGCAGGUGUUCCAGAACUUGAGUCCAGGAUACUUCAAGUUGGCAAAGGGACCGCCAAACCCGAACAUGCCAUGA
Bipolaris victoriae FI3 is the source of this 1620-nucleotide messenger RNA. RefSeq lists its product as hypothetical. NCBI's taxonomy places the organism in Eukaryota, Fungi, Ascomycota, Dothideomycetes, Pleosporales, Pleosporaceae. Bases 1 to 1620 code for a protein of 539 amino acids. The record is from RefSeq and is a predicted model, not a curated record. The transcript is spliced from 3 exons. Gene Ontology annotation, molecular function: oxidoreductase activity; FAD binding.